Molecule: messenger RNA, 1103 nt
Organism: Notothenia coriiceps (black rockcod)
Lineage: Eukaryota; Metazoa; Chordata; Actinopteri; Perciformes; Nototheniidae
Gene: slc66a2
Product: solute carrier family 66 member 2
Exons: 2
Coding region: 484-846 (120 amino acids)
Biological process (GO): retrograde transport, endosome to Golgi; phospholipid translocation
Cellular component (GO): endosome; trans-Golgi network
Source: RefSeq, a predicted model, not a curated record
GAAGUGUGGGCUCUCAUCAAAAGAAACACACUGGGCCAGUCACUGAGGAAACUAUUGCAAAAAGGAGCCUUUAAUGCAGAACAUUAUAUUUUUUCAUGACAUUUUCAGGAACCUUGGGAGUCUAUUCUUCAGAGUUUAGUGAAGCUGCAUCAAAACAACGCAAUCUAAAGGCACAAAAGUCUUGAAUUAGACACAUUGGAUAGUACCAGCUGCAAAAACCAGCGCUGUUUUUUUGUAGUGUUUUUCUCUUUGCACUGCACUUUAACACAUAUUUGUGAUUUCAUCUCUUGAUGUUUUAGCUCCAGGCUGCUUUCCAAUUAUCUGCCUUGCUUGUGAUGUCGUGGCAGUAAAACAUACUGUUUGUCUGUGCAUGUGAUUAUGAACGAUAAACACGGAUAUCCUCUUCUUGCUCCAUUAAAUCACAAUACGAGUGUCAAUUAAGCCGGGUGGCGUCACUGCACACCUUCUGGGAGUCAUCUGAAGAUGGAGGAUGAGAUGUUUAAUCAGAUUGUGGCCGUGUUCCACAGCCUGGUAACUUGGGUGGCUGCUGGUGCCAUGGUUUUCGGGGGAUUGGUGCCCUACAUCCCGCAAUACAGAGACAUCCGCCGGACCCAAAACGCUGAGGGCUUCUCCACAUAUGUGUGCCUGGUCCUUCUGGUGGCUAACAUCCUCAGGAUACUAUUCAGAUUUGGCCGUUACUUCGAGACGCUGCUGCUGUGGCAGAGCAUCAUCAUGAUCUUCACCAUGCUCAUCAUGCUGAACCUGUGCACAAACGUCCGCACGGCCACUGAACUCAGCACCAAGAGACGCUCCUUCAUAGGUCAGAAACCUCUGCACACCAGAUAAAACCCAGUUAUCUCAGUUCACUGUGUGAGGAAGUGUGUGUGUGCUUUAAAGUGACGCUUUGAAUGUUAAAGGCAUGAAAGAGUGUGUGUGUGAGCGAGGGAUGAAAGAAAUAAGGGAUAAAAUGAAAGAAACCCCAACAGUGGCUGGAUUACUGCAUAUUACCCUGCUUAUUACAUGGCUACUUUCCAAAUGAAUCAAUAAUUAGACACACAAUAUUGAUUAAAACAUUGUUAUUGCGGUUUUCCAUCACUGUCCAA